Silurus meridionalis is the source of this 3161-nucleotide messenger RNA. RefSeq names its product SRY-box transcription factor 11a (gene sox11a). The transcript has a single exon. Gene Ontology annotation, biological process: negative regulation of transcription by RNA polymerase II; anatomical structure morphogenesis; neuron differentiation. Gene Ontology annotation, molecular function: DNA-binding transcription activator activity, RNA polymerase II-specific; RNA polymerase II cis-regulatory region sequence-specific DNA binding. The coding region runs from base 178 to 1302 and encodes 374 amino acids. The record is from RefSeq and is a predicted model, not a curated record. Lineage: Eukaryota; Metazoa; Chordata; Actinopteri; Siluriformes; Siluridae.
UGGUGACAUCAUAGUCAGGAGAAACGCAAAAAACUAGUUAAGAAGGCGGUUUGUAACUCUGAGAAGAGUGGAUGAGCGUGUGGAAAGGCAGCGAUCAGACGCGCACAGGUGAAAUCUUGAGUACAGAAGUCUCUGGCCGUGGGAGAGACGCGGUGCUGCGAGGGGGAGAACAGAAGCAUGGUACAGCAGACGGAGAACUGCGAGACGGAGAGCUUGUCUAGAGAGGCGACCGACUCCGACGAGAGCGAGUUUAUGGCGUGCAGCCCGGUGCCCGGCUCCGAGAUGAACCCGGACUGGUGCCGGACGGCCACCGGCCACAUCAAGCGGCCCAUGAACGCGUUUAUGGUGUGGUCUAAAAUCGAGCGGCGAAAGAUCAUGGAGCAGUCGCCGGACAUGCACAACGCCGAGAUCUCCAAGCGCCUGGGCAAACGCUGGAAAAUGUUAAAGGACAGCGAGAAGAUCCCGUUCAUCCGCGAAGCAGAGCGCUUGCGCCUGAAGCACAUGGCAGACUACCCCGACUACAAGUACCGGCCGAAGAAAAAACCAAAGCUGGACACAAACUCGUCCAAGUCGGCGCUGUCUCCCGAGAAGUCUUGCGCAAAGAUGCCGAAGAGCGCCACCAAGAAGUGUCCCAAACUGAAAGCGAGCAAGUCUGGAAGCAAGUACGCGGACGACUACGCGUACAAGAGUGCCAAAGUGGCCAAAAUAGUCAAGCAUGAGUUCACGGAUGACGACGACGACGACGAUGAGGACGACGACGAGGACGAGAGGCCGCGAGCGCGCUUAAAGGACCUGGACGACGAGGAGCGGGCGCGCGCGUACGGCGCGGCCAAGGUACCCGCGAGUCCCACGCUGAGCGCGAGCGCGGACCCGGAGACCGCCAGCAUGUACGAAGACGCGACGCGGAGCGCGGUGCCGCACGGCGCGCGCCUCUACUACAACUUCAAAAACAUCACCAAGCAGAGCGCGCCGUGCGCUUCCUCCUUCUCCUCGUCCUCUUCCUUAUCCUCCUCUCCAGCGUCGGCGCGCUCCGUUUCCACGUCGUCCAGCUCGAGCGAGGAUUCGGACGACCUCCUGUUCGACUUCAGCCUCAAUUUAGCCGCAACGUCGCAGUGCUCCGAAUCGGGCGGCCUCGCUUCGAACCUCUCCCUCUCCCUAGUGGAUAAAGACUUGGACUCGUUCAGUGAAGGCAGCCUCGGCUCGCACUUUGAGUUUCCUGACUACUGCACACCCGAGCUGAGUGAAAUGAUCGCCGGCGACUGGCUCGAGAAAAACUUUUCCGACCUGGUGUUCACGUACUAGAACCGUAAUAAACGUACGACCGACGGGAUCGAUGAUGAUAAAUGAUGAAAUUUCACGUGUCCUGCACACGCUUGUUUUGUUGUGAUCCUCCAUCACCCUUGUGGUGUUAGUCUGCUUAGCAGUAUUGGAGGAGAGAGAGAGAGAGGGGUUGGAGGAGUAGAUGCGUAUGAAGAACGGUACUGUAGAAGAGAGAGAAAGAGGAGAAGAAGUACUUUUCAGACUUUAUUUCUGGCAGCAUGACAGGGUUUUAAGGAUUUUCUUUCUGUAGGUCUACACUAUAUUGAUCGACUACAGUCGGGCCGCAUAUGCGGAACACACAAAAAAUAAUAUCUGAGAACUUCUAUGCAUCUUUAACCCUCUUUAUAACUGCAGGGAGAUGAACUCAAUGAGACUGUGGACUGACUCGAAGCGAAUCUGUGAACUUUUUUUGUGUCACCGUUCAUUCAGGACACAAGCAAACAAACAAAACACACGGUCCUUUUUCUGUUCUUUCUAAAGGUCUUGUUUUAUUCCGUUUUUAUACCCGAUUCUCGUUUACUUACCGGUGUGAACCUUAAAGCAGCCUAUUUGAAUCCUCUCUGGAGUCGCAGGUGGCAGAGGACCAGUUUUGAUACAUAAACAGACCUCAUGUUUUUAAAAGAAAGCAAACUAUUUUCAGGCGUAUUUUUGUACAGUGCAAAAAAACAAAAAGAAAUGAAAAAACAAAAAACAACAAAGGGAAUGUUCAAUGCGCGCUCAGUGAGUUUCAGGCACUUCUUUCCCACAUCAGUUUGUCUGAGCAUGCAGAAAGCGAGUCCUAGAUCAAGUUAGGCUCGACGCAGCAAUGCCUUGUGAUUUGAAGCUUUUUUUUUUUGUUUUUUUUGGUUUUUUUUUUGUUGUUUUUGUUUUUUGUACAGUUGUAGAUCAGAUUCGUCCAGUAUUUGUAGAACAUAAUGGCAUUUGUGAGGGAGAGAAAGGGGGAGAGAGUGAAAGAGAUGUACCUCCAUGCUGGUACUAGUUUCCAGAUUGUAUAUGUACUGUAAAAUAGUAAAAGUUAGGAGUUUAUGUAUAUCAUACUCGUGAUAUGUGGAUGGGUCCCAAAUCGCAGGUGUGAAACUGGAUUUUGUUUUAAAUGAUAAUAAUAAUUAUUAUUAUUUCUUAUGGCACAUACUGUUUCCCCUUCAUAUUUUGUUUCGUUUUUUUGUUUGUGCAAUAUAUUUACAUGUAAAUGCAGACCAUCUACAUUUAUGUUGUAGCAAAUGGUGGCCAGGCAGACAUGUGGGCUGUGAACGAUAUGAUCUGUCACCAAGCUGAAGUCUGUCUUUACAGUGAUAAGGAAAGUAAUCAGCUGGAACUGAUGGGAAAAGAAAUUGAAAAUGACCACAUGACAUGAUGCAUUAUUGUGGAGAAAAGAAUAAUAAUACAAAUAAAAUCAGUACCCCUCUAAAACAUCUGAUUUACUACAAAAAAAUCUAUAGAAAUUGACCCUGUUGUUAAAAAAAAAAAAAAAAAAAAAAAAUUGGCAGGUAUUGAUUGUAGGUGAGCUGGCUGAAAAAAUGGCAAGCAAGCAAAAAAUACAAACAAACAGCAAAACAGUACAUUCCAUAUCCUUGUUUCAUAUGAUGGAACGUUUUAUGUUCAACGUAAGACUGCCUUCUUUUUUAAAUGCAACCACAGACCUGUAUUUUUUUGGUUUCUUGCACUUAAGCAGAUUUUGUUUAUUUGAUGUGGGUCUUACAUAAAGUCUGUGUUUUGAAUAUGUGUUGGGGGGGAUGUGAAAUACCCGGAGAAGUGGUGACGCAUUGAGCAGCAGUUGCCUCACAUUCCAAGUGUGAAUCUCUUUGACUCAUGUUUUAAUAAAUAAAUAUCUACAUCAUAAA